AUGUAUUCAAAUCUCAAUAAACAUUAUCUUUUCAUAAUACAUUUACUUGUAUUUCUUUUGUUAUGUAUCAGCCAUAAUAAUAAUAUUUUUCUCAUUCUCAAAAAACAAAUUAAUUGUGGAGGUAGUUGUGUUCUUGCCGACGAGGAACAGAAAAGUAUAUAUGAGAAGGAUUUGGUUUCUACUUCAAUAACGUAUCAGGAAAUAAUCGAUCAUCACGAUAGAUUUUUAAAACCAAAUGCAAGCGCUAUUAAAUAUUUUGAUGGUGGUCCUACUCUAGCGUAUGUCACGCCUUGGAAUAGUCAUGGAUACGACAUUGUAAAAAUGGUUAAAGGAAAAUUUGAAUAUGUGAGUCCAGUAUGGUAUAAUAUUAUUCGAAGACCUCACCUAAGAAAUAAAUAUGAUCUAACGGGUGCUCAUGACGUAGACCAAACCUGGAUUUCGGAAAUACGCUCCAAUAACAAAAAACAAAAAUAUGGAAAAAUAGUGCCAAGAUUUCGUACACAAUCAUGGACAGAAACGGACUAUUUAUCACUAUUAAGCAGUCAUGAUGAGAUGCAACAAUUCGCGAAAGUACUAGCUGAUGAAUGUCACACACAGAAUUUCGAUGGAUUAGUAUUGGAAAUGGGAAUUGCUUCGAUAUUCUUAUUAAGAGAUUUAGUGCAAGAAUUGGGCGAAUUGCUGCAUCAACAGGGAAAAGAAUUGAUUUUGGUGGUGUCGCCGAUAAGAACAGGAGUUCCUCCUUCUUUGACUGCGGCACAGUUUGAUGAUUUUAGUUUUUUUGUUGAUCGAUUUUCAGUUAUGGUUUAUGAUUAUUCGACAUCUUUGGGAAACAGCCAAGGACCAAAUGCAGAUAUCAAUUGGGUGGAAGAUAACAUUCUUCACUUUACACCAACAUCACGUAACAGAGAUAAAUUGCUACUAGGAUUAAAUAUGUAUGGUACUGACUACUUGGACUCUAAAAGAUCUGACCCAAUUAUAGGAAAAGAUAUUAUCAAAAUAUUAGAAAAGCAUAAACCAAAAAAGAUUACUUGGGAUAAAGUAUCGGCGGAACAUCAUUUCGAGUAUGUUAAGACUGGUGUGAAACAUGAUGUCUGGUUUCCUACUUUGAAGUCACUUGAGCAAAGAAUAUUAUUGGCCGAAGAUUAUGGCACUGGAUUGUCAUUAUGGGAAGUUGGUCAGGGAUUAGAUUAUUUUUACGAAUUAUUUUGA
Ambispora gerdemannii is the source of this 1209-nucleotide messenger RNA. NCBI's taxonomy places the organism in Eukaryota, Fungi, Glomeromycota, Glomeromycetes, Archaeosporales, Ambisporaceae. The record is from the annotation of a GenBank genome assembly.